AUGUUAGACAAUACAUUACAUCACGAAAGCUCUGUGAUGCAGCAUAUUAUUAAUUACCCAAAAAAUUCUAGGGUGGUAGUUUCUGCUCCCAAAGGACCAGGUCAACACAAUUUUGUCUUUGACGAUAUCAGAAAGACCUGCUCACUUUGUGGAAAAGAUUUCGAUUGCUUAGCAACUCAUAUUGCUAACGAUAUUAGCCCUCAAUAUGCCGAUAGAAGCCUAGUGUCAGAAAGACAGACCACAAACACUGCCGAGCCAGCCACCUCUGAUCACAAUGACGAUUCCGUUAACGAAGACCUACAUGUUAAAUCCGAUUUGGAGGAUGACAACAGCAGCAAUGUUGACGACAUGAACAGUGAUGGUGAUGAUAAUGUUUGCGAGAUUGAACUCAAUGCCGGUGAAAGUAUUAUCAAGAUGGAUGAGGACACCAGCCCCUUUGAAAGUCCAAGUCCAGGCAACUGUUGUAAAUGA
Messenger RNA from Phycomyces blakesleeanus NRRL 1555(-), 471 nucleotides. RefSeq lists its product as hypothetical. The transcript is spliced from 2 exons. The record is from RefSeq and is a predicted model, not a curated record. The coding region runs from base 1 to 471 and encodes 156 amino acids. NCBI's taxonomy places the organism in Eukaryota, Fungi, Mucoromycota, Mucoromycetes, Mucorales, Phycomycetaceae.